CUCGGAAAAUUGAAAACUAUCUAAAUGAUUGUCUUCGGUUGGGCUGUGUUCUUAGCAAGCAGAAGCCUUGGCCAGGGUCUGCUGUUGACUCUCGAGGAGCACGUAGCCCACCUAUUGGGGACUACAGGUGCCACUACUACUAUGGGUAAUUCCUGUAUCUGCCGAGAUGACAGUGGAGCAGAAGACAAUGUUGACACCCACCAGCAACAGGCUGACAACAGUGCAGUCCCGACUGCUGACACUAGGAGCCAACCUCGGGACCCUGUUCGGCCUCCAAGGAGAGGCAGAGGACCACAUGAGCCAAGGAGAAAGAAACAAAAUGUGGAUGGGUUAGUGCUGGACACACUGGCAGUAAUACGGACUCUUGUAGAUAAUGAUCAGGAACCUCCUUAUUCAAUGAUUACAUUACAUGAAAUGGCAGAAACAGAUGAAGGAUGGUUGGAUGUUGUCCAGUCUUUAAUUAGAGUUAUUCCAUUGGAAGAUCCAUUGGGACCAGCUGUUAUAACCUUAUUACUAGACGAAUGUCCAUUGCCCACUAAAGAUGCACUCCAGAAAUUGACUGAAAUUCUUAAUUUAAAUGGAGAAGUAGCAUGCCAGGACUCAGGCCACCCUGCCAAACAUAGGAAUACAUCUGCAGUUCUGGGCUGCUUGGCUGAGAAAUUAGCAGGUCCUGCAAGCAUAGGUUUACUGAGUCCAGGAAUACUGGAAUAUUUGCUACAGUGUCUGAAGUUACAGUCCCACCCCACGGUCAUGCUUUUUGCACUAAUUGCACUGGAAAAGUUUGCCCAGACAAGUGAAAACAAAUUGACUAUUUCUGAGUCCAGUAUUAGUGAUCGUCUGGUCACAUUGGAGUUGUGGGCUGAUGAUUCUGAUUAUCUGAAACGUCAAGUUGGCUUCUGCGCCCAGUGGAGCUUAGACAAUCUCUUUAUAAAAGAAGGUAGACAACUAACCUAUGAGAAAGUGGACUUGAGUAACAUCAGGGCCAUGCUGAACAGCAAUGAUGUCAGCGAGUACUUGAAGAUCUCACCUCAUGGCUUGGAGGCUCGCUGUGAUGCCUCCUCCUUUGAGAGUGUACGCUGCACUUUUUGUGUGGACACUGGAGUGUGGUACUAUGAAGUAACAGUGGUCACUUCUGGUGUCAUGCAGAUUGGCUGGGCUACUCGAGACAGCAAAUUUCUCAACCAUGAAGGAUACGGCAUUGGGGAUGAUGAGUUCUCCUGUGCCUAUGAUGGCUGCCGGCAGCUGAUUUGGUACAAUGCCAGAAGUAAGCCUCAUGUGCACCCAUGCUGGAAGGAAGGAGACACAGUAGGGUUUCUGUUAGACUUGAAUGAAAAACAAAUGAUCUUCUUUUUAAACGGCAACCAGCUGCCUCCUGAGAAGCAAGUCUUUUCAUCCACCAUAUCUGGAUUUUUUGCUGCAGCUAGUUUCAUGUCAUAUCAACAAUGUGAGUUCAAUUUUGGAGCAAAACCAUUCAAAUACCCACCAUCUAUGAAAUUUAGCACUUUUAAUGAUUACGCCUUCCUAACAGCUGAAGAAAAGAUCAUUUUGCCAAGGCACAGGCGCCUUGCUCUGCUGAAGCAAGUCAGUAUUCGAGAGAACUGCUGUUCACUCUGUUGUGAUGAGGUAGCAGACACACAGCUGAAGCCAUGUGGACACAGCGACCUGUGCAUGGAUUGUGCCUUGCAACUGGAGACCUGCCCAUUGUGUCGUAAAGAAAUAGUGUCUAGAAUCAGACAGAUUUCUCAUAUUUCAUGACACAUGUGAAGAGAUAUCAUGGACCUGUUUCUACUCAAUUCCAACCAAUGUUGAAAAGAAAAGGAAAAAAAAAUCACGCAGACAUCUCUAACCAGUUGUAUGCACAUUGAAACUUCUUAUAGCCAUGGCCAGAUUUUAUGCUAAAAUUGGUAGUUUGUCAAAGACAAAUUCUCUUAGUCUAAUCCAACUUGCCAGCCCUGAAUUCCUUUUGAGGCCACGGAAGGCUGAAUGUCAGCAGCUGGGCCUGUGGUAAUUCCGUGAAAGAGAACAGGUGACAAGGGUCUCCUGAAUGCUGAAACCACGCUGGAAUUCUUCAUGUUGGGUUCAUUUGAUUGUUUAACACAAGGUGUUUUGUGUCUUAGUCUACAGUUUUUAUUUUGGGGUGAAGUCACUUUGGAGCAGUAAUUGAUAGCGUGUCUGGGUUAAGUAUCACUGGUCAGAGAACCCCGGUGUGUUAAGCAUGGAUAUCGCACUGCAAGACUUGACUCUAAACGUAGCAUCACACAGAUCACACAGGUCAUUACUACAAGCAACAUAAAGACCCUGAAAGAAGGUGCACAGGCUGUAGGGAGAAAAACAAUAACAACAACAACAAAAGCCCAAAUUUUUUUUAUAUUUCAGUGAUUCCAAAGAACAUUCUAGUUU
Acomys russatus (golden spiny mouse) is the source of this 2400-nucleotide messenger RNA. RefSeq names its product ring finger and SPRY domain containing 1 (gene Rspry1). Gene Ontology annotation, cellular component: cytoplasm. Lineage: Eukaryota; Metazoa; Chordata; Mammalia; Rodentia; Muridae. The transcript has 14 exons. The record is from RefSeq and is a predicted model, not a curated record. The coding region runs from base 25 to 1755 and encodes 576 amino acids. Gene Ontology annotation, molecular function: ubiquitin-protein transferase activity; protein binding.